AUGUUGGACUUGGAUCAGUCCCUGGCAGGGAAAAGCAGCUGGGAGAUGGCCAGUCUGGAGAUGGAGGUCAACUCUCCGCGGUUCCCCGUGCUCGACCUGAUCCAGGGUCAGCAGUACCUCUUCAGAGUGCGCUCCAUCAACAGGCACGGUGUCAGCGACCCCUCGGAGCCCAGCGCACCCAUCUCCUUGGGAAAACAAGAAGCGGUGCCGGCUGCUCCUCACUCUGUGAUGGCCGUCAGAGACACGGACACCUCGGUGCUGCUGCAGUGGAAGGAGCCCGAAGAGAAAGACGACGUUCUGGGUUACUACCUGUACUGCAGCGAGAAAGGCAAACAGGACUGGAAGACUAUCAACAACAAGCCUGUGACCAAAAACAGAUUUACAGUCCACGGCCUCAAGAACCGACAGGAAUAUGUGUUCAGGGUGAAGUCUGUGAGCCGGGCGGGAAACAGCAGCUACUCAGACGAGUCCCCCCCCAUCCUCGUCAAAGCAGCCAUAUCGGUUCCCUCUGCUCCCUCUGCCAUCGCCCUGCUGCUGUGCACCGGGUCAGAGAUGGUGUUGGGAUGGAGGGCCCCUGCGCGUCACGGGGGAGACCCUGUGCUCGAAUACUACCUGGAUCAGAGGGAGAAGGGCGGGAAAACGUGGAGAGAAGUCAACGUGAAGCCGGCCAAAAAGAGGCAGUUUAAGGUUUGUAACCUGACGAGUGGAGACUUCUACCAGUUCCGUGUGUUUGCUGCCAACAUGGCCGGCGUGGGGAAGCCGUCUGAGAGCAGCGAAGCUUUCCUCUGUGAGAAGUGGACCAUGCCAGAGCCAGGUUGCCCCUAUGACGCGGAGGUCAAGGAGGUGAGGGCCGGAUCUCUGGUGCUGCUGUGGGCCGCCCCGCUUUACCAAGGUCAGGGUCCCGUCACUGGAUACUUCCUGGAAAUCAGCGAGGGCGACCAAUCAGACAACUGGACUACUCUGAACGAAAAGCCGAUCUCUGACACACAUUACAAGGUCUCAGGUCUUCAGGAGGGUCACACCUACCGUCUCCGUGUGGCGGCUGUCAAUCAGGCUGGAGUCGGUCCCGCCUCCCUGCCCACCGAGCCGGUCACAGCUCACACCACAGGUGCACAAAACAUCGAGAUUGGAGUGGACGACGAUGGUUUCAUAUUUCUGGGCUACGAGGCUGAGGGGACGGACGAGGAGAGCAAGUUUCUGUGGAACAAAAACUACACCGAGCCCAUUGAUGCCCAAAGAGCUCAGGCAGAAAACACGAAGUGCGGGUCUGUCCUCACCUUCUCAGACCCCUCUGAGGAGGAUCUGGGUCUCUACACCGUGGAGACCAGCGACAACCCAGACCUGUCGUCCAGCUACGACUUCACGGCUGAAGACCUUGAGAGACUCAAAGAACUCAGCUGGCAAGUCAGAAAUCCACUGAUAGAUCUGAAGUCGGGCUGGCAGGUGGAGGUUUCUGAGAAAGGUGAAGUCCGUCUCUGGCUUCAGACUGAGAGCCUGAGUGAUGAGGCUGAGCUGCGUCUCAUCUUCAACGAUAAAGAAAUCAGCAGCUCUCCGGUAGGAAACGCUGUGUCGGUGUUCCUGAGCAUGAAUCUAACCUCGUCAGG
This is a messenger RNA of Notothenia coriiceps (black rockcod), 1604 nucleotides long. Its product is annotated as myomesin-3-like. Gene Ontology annotation, molecular function: protein binding. The record is from RefSeq and is a predicted model, not a curated record. Gene Ontology annotation, biological process: sarcomere organization. The transcript has 11 exons. The annotation marks the transcript as partial. Gene Ontology annotation, cellular component: M band. NCBI's taxonomy places the organism in Eukaryota, Metazoa, Chordata, Actinopteri, Perciformes, Nototheniidae.